UUCUGCUUCAUAAGAACAUGAAUGUGUGCAGGCUGACAUCAGCACUUAAAUUCUAAACAUGACGGAGUCACAAACGUGACGUUCACAGCGUGCAGGUGUUUUCGUGAGCGCGCGGGUACGAGCACGUGCCUGUUGACACCAGACUGAGGCUCAGGUCCCGCGCGCCAGCGGCCGCGCGCCUGCUCUCCUCCGUCUGAGCGCGGGAGCGAGCCUCAGGAUCCAAGGACGGACCGCGGGUUCGCGAGCGUCAGGUCAUUUGGAAGUCCGCGAGCAUCAACCGACACACGGGCCACCGACUGACGGUCAACCUGUGAAACACAAAGUGCAGCAGAAGUGACCGCCGCUCCUGCUGCUCCUGUUGAGCGGAGCGACGCGGUGAGGCGGUGAAUCAACAGGACGAGGCGGCUUCCCUUCAAACUGUCACUGGAAAACAACGUUUAGUCCAUCAGAGAAACCAGGACUGAACCCGGCGUCGGCGGAGGUUUUCUCCGGUUCGCCAUCCGCACCUCGCACCUUUAACCUGAAAGACCCGAGUCACCGACCGAACCGGAGGACAGCACGCUGACUGUACCGGGCAGAGCGGCUGGGGCUACUGGCAGGGAUCACCGUGAUUUAAAUAAAUCUCAGACGGUGAAAUCAACAGGAGACCGACUGGACGACGCACCUCUGUGACGGAAUCCGAGCCGAACCUGCGGCAGAACCGGAACGAGCCGGAACAUGGAGCUCCGUGGCGUGCUGCUGCUCACCGUCCUGCAGUGCUGCUCGGUCGCUCGUGGUGGUUGCGAGCCCCGGCUGGUGAACAUCGGCGCUGUGCUGAGCCAGAAACGCUACGAGCAGGUGUUCAAAGAGGCGGUGAGCCAGGCCAACACUCUCUACGGAAAAGACAAGUUCAAGAUGAACGCCAUCUCUGUCACACACAAACCCAACGCCAUCCAGAUGGCGCUGUCCGUGUGUGAAGACCUCAUCUCCAACCAGGUGUAUGCGAUCCUGGUCAGUCACCCUCCUCAGUCCAACGACCACCUGACUCCGACGCCCGUCUCCUACACCGCAGGCUUCUACCGGAUCCCCGUGGUCGGCCUGACCACACGAAUGUCCAUCUAUUCUGACAAGAGCAUCCACCUGUCCUUCCUGAGGACGGUGCCUCCGUACUCCCACCAGGCUCACGUCUGGUUCGACCUCAUGCGAGAGUUUAGGUGGAACCACAUCAUCCUGAUCGUGAGUGACGACCACGAAGGACGAGCUGCUCAGAAGAGACUGGAGACGCUGCUGGAGGAGCGAGAGACCAAGACUAAAAACAGGAACUAUGAAAACCUCGACCAACAGAACUUUGACUUCAGGAGAACACCCAAGGCGGAGAAGGUGCUGCUGUUCAGCCAGGACACCAACCUGACGUCUCUGCUGCUGGAGGCCAAGGACCUGGAGGCCCGAGUCAUCAUCCUCUCCGCCAGUGAGGACGAAGCUGCAGCUGUGUACAAAGCAGCCCGUCAGCUCAACAUGACGGGCUCCGGAUACGUCUGGCUGGUCGGGGAGAGAGAGAUGACCGGUAAAGCUCUGAGUGAAGCUCCAGAUGGCCUGCUGGGCCUCCAGCUGAUUAACGGUAAAAAUGAGUCGGCGCACAUUGCGGACGCCGUCGCAGUGGUGGCUCAGUCCCUGCAGGAGCUUUUUGAGAAGGAGAACAUCACAGAGCCUCCGCGGGGCUGCGUGGGAAACACCAACAUCUGGAGGACAGGACCACUCUUCAAACGGGUGCUGAUGUCAUCAAAGUACCCUGACGGUCUGACGGGACGGAUUGAGUUUAACGACGACGGCGACCGACGCUUCGCCACCUACAGCAUCCUGAACUACCAACAGAAACCAGGUCGUCUCGUCCAGGUUGGGGUUUUCAAUGGAUCACAGGUUGUGAUGAACCCUCAGAGGAAGAUCAUCUGGCCUGGAGGAGAGACAGAGAAACCAGUUGGAUACCAGAUGUCGACUAAACUGAAGAUUGUGACGAUCCAUCAGGAGCCGUUUGUUUACGUGAAGCCAACAAAGGCUGACGGGACCUGCAAAGAAGAGUACACCGUCAACGGAGUCUUAAUCAAGAAGGUGAUCUGCACUGGACCCAACGGGACCAUCCCAGGUCAGCCCAUCGUCCCUCAGUGCUGCUAUGGGUUCUGCAUUGACCUGCUCAUCAAGCUGGCGAUGAGCAUGAACUUCACCUACGAGGUUCACCUGGUGGCUGAUGGGAAAUUUGGCACGCAGGAGCGAGUAAACAACAGCAAUAAGAAGGAGUGGAACGGGAUGAUGGGGGAGCUGCUGGGAGGUCUGGCUGACAUGAUCGUCGCACCUCUCACCAUCAACAAUGAGCGUGCUCAGUACAUCGAGUUCUCCAAACCCUUCAAAUACCAGGGGCUCACCAUCCUCGUCAAGAAGGAAAUCCCUCGCAGCACUCUGGACUCGUUCAUGCAGCCGUUCCAGAGCACACUGUGGCUGUUAGUUGGUCUGUCGGUCCACGUGGUGGCAGUGAUGCUUUACCUAUUAGACCGGUUCAGCCCGUUUGGAAGGUUUAAAGUGAACAGUGAGGAAGAAGAAGAAGAUGCCCUCACCCUGUCCUCCGCCAUGUGGUUCUCAUGGGGAGUACUGCUGAACUCUGGGAUAGGAGAAGGAGCUCCCAGGAGUUUCUCAGCCAGGAUUCUGGGUAUGGUUUGGGCAGGUUUUGCUAUGAUCAUCGUAGCAUCAUAUACUGCCAACCUGGCAGCCUUCCUUGUGUUGGACCGGCCUGAGGAGCGCAUCACUGGCAUCAAUGACCCCAGGCUUCGUAAUCCAUCAGAUAAGUUCAUCUAUGCCACAGUGAAGCAGAGUUCGGUGGACAUCUACUUUAGACGGCAGGUGGAGCUGAGCACCAUGUACCGGCACAUGGAGAAACACAACUACGAGAGUGCUGCUGAGGCCAUCCAGGCCGUCAGAGACAACAAGCUUCAUGCCUUUAUAUGGGACAGCGCUGUGUUGGAGUUUGAGGCAUCGCAGAAGUGCGAUCUAGUGACGACGGGAGAGCUUUUCUUCCGUUCCGGGUUUGGGAUUGGAAUGCGGAAAGACAGUCCAUGGAAACAGAACGUGUCUCUGGCUAUUCUCAGCUCUCAUGAGAAUGGUUUCAUGGAAGACCUGGACAAGACUUGGGUUCGAUAUCAGGAGUGCGACUCCAGGAGCAACGCCCCUGCUACGCUUACCUUUGAGAACAUGGCAGGUGUGUUCAUGCUGGUUGCUGGUGGCAUCGUUGCUGGGAUCUUCCUCAUCUUUAUAGAGAUCGCCUACAAACGACACAAAGACGCUCGAAGGAAACAGAUGCAACUCGCCUUCGCUGCUGUGAACGUCUGGAGGAAGAACCUGCAGCCUGUGGUUCAGAACCCGACACUGAGGCAUGAUGGGAACACCGACACGACGUGUUUUUCCAGACCGCUUGUGGAGUUGUGUAUGUGUGUGUCCACGGGGACUCGUCCACAAACCUCCUGUUCACUCCGUCUGUUGCUUCCUGUCAGCACUGCAAUGCAACACAUGUUAGAGUCAAAGCUGAGCUGCUCUGUACAGAUGGAGACACAGUUCAUUCACUCAGGCUUCUCGUCAGGAAACCUUUGGUCAACGCACCAGUAACGCAGCAGGAUGCAACUCACCAAAAAAUAAUCAACCAAACAAUAAAUAGCAGUUAUGUGAGUCUGCCUCACAAGAAAUCUGACUGGAAGCUUCUUCAUAGUUCAAACACGCAUAAAAAUAAAGCUGGUCCUAAAGCUGUGCUGCUGAAACACACAUUAAUAAUCAUCAUUUCUCUGCCUGGAUUAGCACUUCAAACAAUAACCGCUAAAGGCUAACAGCUAGCAGAGGAUGAUUAGCACUUCAAACAGCUGUGUCUUAAGGCAAAGAGUUGGCCAAGCAGGAUUAGCACAUGAAACACGGCAGAAUCGUGAGAGGAGAUGCUGCUUGGUUUUCAGUAUUGUCAGACAGCCCGGCAGCUCCACAGCUGAGAAACUGGGAAAAACUGGACAAAUUCUGGUGAAUCAGCGUUUCUCACCUGCAGGCCAGCGUUCCUGAUCUUAAUUAUAUUAUUGAUAUUGUUCAUGUGGUCCUGUUCUGCUGGGUCAAAGUCUUCCACUGUUGUGUCGCUGCUGAUGGACUGGAUUGUUCGCUCAGUGUAGAUCAGACACAUGUCUGUGGGCUCUGUCAGCUCCCUGAAAACACACUGUGCCAGUUUGUCCCAGUCUGACGGCCGGUCCGGGGCUCUGAAUGAAACUAUGAUCAGUGUGUUGAGCUGAUGUUGUUUUCCAUUUCAAACUGAAUGUGUUGAAUUCAAACUGGGCUGGGUGUUGUUGAGUAUGAACAUGUUUUCUUUUUACUUUUCUUUUCAUGUUAAGUAUAUCAGUAAGUGUAAGUCUGGGGAUAUUGUGUGUUUUUCUUGUCAUCACCACAGUAUUACCGCAGUAUUGAGUUCCCGCCCCACUCGUCUGAGCCAGUCAGAAGCAGCGCUCAGCUGGCAAUCAUGCUGUUUCAACCCCUUUUUAUUGUAGCAUCAAAUAACUAGUUAAAAACCAAGCUGAUCAGAAAAAUGAACACAAACAUCAGUGUGGUAAGAACUACCUUAAUUGACAGAAACCAUCUUUUGGAAAAUUUUAUUUGACAUGUACUUUGAGUUUUCAGUUUGGCUCAUCUACCAUCUGCUAACAUUGAGGGGGAGGAGCUUAUGAGCUGUACUGCAGCCAGCCACCAGGUGGCGAUCCAGUGCUCUGGAUUGACUGUUGUCCAUCACUUUAUGCAUUUUUUGGGCUGUUUUAUGAUAUGCUGAGUCACCACAGUCAGUGGAUUUAUUGACAGGGUGAAAUAUAUCUGCACCAAACUGCUGAACUCUGAUGAACCGUGUGUUGACAGGAAGGAAAAUACAGAAUAAUGCCAGAUUUACUGCAGUGAAAGUACAAUGAGUGGUUGGUGUACCCAGCUCUGCUCUAAAGUGUUGAUGAUGUCUUUAUAUGAUGUUAGAGGUGAAGCAGCACGUCGUCAUCCACGUGCCCCCAACCGCCCUCACCAGGACAGGUGACAUUAUAGCAACAAAGUGUUGGUAUAAUGAUCUGAUGUGCUCAUACUGCUUCAUUCACUCAUCCACCAUCUUUGUUACCCCCCUUCACCCUCAGGAUGUAUUUCCUUUGCUCUGUGUGAGUCACUUCCUGUUGUCUUCCUGUGUUUGUGCCUCAUGUUGCUGAUUUACCUGCUGCUGUGUGUCUGUGGGCAGUAAAACAGACUGACGUGUUUUACUGAAGCAUCAUGUCUGUGGAGGUAAACACAGC
Scatophagus argus is the source of this 5306-nucleotide messenger RNA. It is a transcript of the gene grin1b, whose product is annotated as glutamate receptor, ionotropic, N-methyl D-aspartate 1b. Gene Ontology annotation, cellular component: plasma membrane; synapse; NMDA selective glutamate receptor complex. NCBI's taxonomy places the organism in Eukaryota, Metazoa, Chordata, Actinopteri, Scatophagidae. The coding region runs from base 718 to 3627 and encodes 969 amino acids. The record is from RefSeq and is a predicted model, not a curated record. Gene Ontology annotation, molecular function: NMDA glutamate receptor activity. The transcript has 21 exons. Gene Ontology annotation, biological process: chemical synaptic transmission; monoatomic ion transport; ionotropic glutamate receptor signaling pathway.